AUGCACGCUCCCGCCGCAAAGCUCAUGGCCCUCGCCGCCAUCCCCUGCGCCGUCUCUGCUGCUCACCACAUCGUCAAAGUCGGAGAGAGCGGUCUCAACUUCUCUCCCUCAGAGACCAAGGCCAGUGUCGGUGACACUGUCGAGUUCCACUUCUACCAGGGCUUCCACUCUGUCGCCCAGAGCAGCUUUGCCAAGCCCUGUGAGCCUAUCAACAGCACCGCCUUCUUCAGCGGCGACAUGAACGUGAAGGAUAAGGUCAGCGACAAGGUCUUCACCAUCGAGGUCAAGUCAGAGGACCCCAUCUGGUACUACUGUGCUGUGCAAGGUCACUGCCAGGGCGGUAUGGUUGGUGCUAUCAACGCUCCUACCAGCGGUCAAAAGAGCUUCGACGCCUUCGCCAAGGCUGCUGCUGAUUCCGACGACUCCAAGGAGCCCCAGUCCACCGGCGGUGGUUCAAUCGGCUCUGCCACAGCAACACACAGUGCCUCAGGAACUGCCGCUACCGGCUCAACCACCGAGACUGGAACUGCUGCCAGCGCAACUGCGACAGAGAGCACUGGAGCCAAUGCUGGUCUCGAGGCCCGGGGAGAGAUCCGAUGGGGUCUGAUGACCUUCGGUGUUGCCAUGGCCGGAGUCUUCGGAGGCUUGAUGAUGUAA
Molecule: messenger RNA, 657 nt
Organism: Fusarium sp. VM40
Lineage: Eukaryota; Fungi; Ascomycota; Sordariomycetes; Hypocreales; Nectriaceae
Source: the annotation of a GenBank genome assembly